GAAUCAUGUUUGGAUUCAACAUGUAGUCGAUUGACCAUGGCCGCGCCUUCCUUUGACUCUUUUCUCCCAAUGAAGUUGCAAAUCUGGAAAAUGUAGAAUGGAGUGGACAAGGGCCCUCUUGCUGAGCUGUCUUCUCGUAACUGCAGCAUUGGAGCAGAAUCUGGCUCUCCACGCACUUUCUACAGUUUUUUUUGCCUGUUCCUUCUAUAUCAGCAACUCGUGGAGAGGCAUGCCUGAAGGGUUGGGAGAAUUCGGGUUCUUCUCAGGUAUUCACCCUGCCAGCGUCGGCGUUAAGUAUCGCCAAUAUAGCCUGAUCUUCCAAAGGAGCUGGCUGCAAGGGCGCAGUCUCAAUGUCUCAAUGUCUCAAUGCCAGGACCCUUUAUUUACCUGUGAAUCCUACUUGCUACUUUUUCUGUCGAUUCCUCAGGAUGAGGGUUCAUUUGGAUGCGCUACGCCCCUCAAUCUCAACAUAGAUACGAUCUUCGCUCCGCUUAUUUUGGUCCGCAUACUGUCUUAUACCCCAGUGCUCAUUGUCCAAGGCCGCCAUCCUUGCCCUUACUCCCUGGUAUGGCAUGGCAUAAGAUAUAUAGCUGGUUGUAAUAAGAACCGGUAAUCAUCAGUCAUUAGCAUUCGCUUCAUUAUUAAU
Gamsiella multidivaricata is the source of this 646-nucleotide messenger RNA. RefSeq lists its product as uncharacterized. Lineage: Eukaryota; Fungi; Mortierellomycota; Mortierellomycetes; Mortierellales; Mortierellaceae. The transcript has 4 exons. The coding region runs from base 98 to 613 and encodes 171 amino acids. The record is from RefSeq and is a predicted model, not a curated record.